AUGUGGGGAGUGGUUGUGUGGUUGCAGAAACGGGGUUUUGAUCCGCCAUGGGGUUGUGAUUUUCUGAAGGGUGCAAGGCGCAAUGGCAUACGGGGUUGUGGGUUAGGCGAUGAUGCACCGCCCCGCGAUACUUUGGUGAGUGUUGCUGUGCCAUUAUUGUUGUUUCUUUGGAUUGUGGUGUGCGGAGGGUUUCCACCUCUGUGGUUGCAGAGUUCGUUGUUGCGUCGCAGUGACGGGGUGACUGUGCUCAGGAAGAGUGCAGACCGUAAUUUGAGUGGUGGGGUUGGGUGGUGGCGGUGUGACCCGUGUAUGUUGUGUUGCUAA
Molecule: messenger RNA, 324 nt
Organism: Trypanosoma theileri
Lineage: Eukaryota; Euglenozoa; Kinetoplastea; Trypanosomatida; Trypanosomatidae
Exons: 1
Coding region: 1-324 (107 amino acids)
Source: RefSeq, a predicted model, not a curated record